Molecule: messenger RNA, 1331 nt
Organism: Condylostylus longicornis
Lineage: Eukaryota; Metazoa; Arthropoda; Insecta; Diptera; Dolichopodidae
Product: beta-1,3-galactosyltransferase 5
Exons: 2
Coding region: 1-1077 (358 amino acids)
Cellular component (GO): membrane
Molecular function (GO): hexosyltransferase activity
Source: RefSeq, a predicted model, not a curated record
AUGAAAGUUGGAAAUAUUAAUAGUGAAUAUCAAGACAAAUAUAUUACAGUUCGUUUAAUUCAAGAUGUUACUGAUGAUGAUCUAAAUUCAGCUAAUAUUGAACCAAGUCAUUUAGUUAAUUUAAAAAAUUUUAAAUAUAUAAUUAAUAAUAAUAUUUGCACACAAAUGAAUGGAGAAUUAUUAGGUAUAAUUUUAGUUACUUCCUAUAUUGGACAUGAUCAGUUAAGAGCAGCUCAUCGUCAAGCUAUAUCUCAAGAUCAGCUUAAAGAGUUUGGUUUUUUAAGAGUAUUUCUUUUAGCAGAAAUUCCAAAAAAUGAAAAAUUUAUAAGCCAAGAGCAAGUAAUUGAUGAACAAUUAAGGUUCAAUGAUCUCAUUCAAGGAAACUUUAAUGAAGCAUAUCGUAAUUUAACUUACAAACAUUUAAUGGGAUUAAAAUGGGUAUUAGAAAGGUGUAAUAAUGCAAAGUUUAUAAUUAAAGUUGAUGAUGAUAUUGUUUUUGAUAUUUAUUAUAUAAAUAAAUUUUUAAGAUAUUUUCAUCCAGUUGAUAAAUAUUAUAUUGCUGGAUAUGUUCUAUCAAAUCAAAAAACUAUAAGAAACCAAGGUAGUAAAUGGUAUGUUUCAAAAGAAGAAUAUUUUUAUAACUUUUAUCCAGAUUAUUUAUCUGGAUGGCUUUAUAUAACAAAUCAACAAACAUGUAAGAAACUUGUUCUUAAAAGUCAGAAUGAAAAUUUUUUUUGGAUUGAUGACAUAUUCGUUACUGGUAUUUUGAGAAAUAAAUUAAAUAUUGCACUUAUUAAAUUUAAUGAUUGGUAUUCAGCCAAUUCACAAUUUUUAGAGUGCUGUUUAAAAGAUUCAAUUAAUUUUUUUUAUGAAUGUGAAUAUUUUGUGGGUCCAAAUGGUGGUGAUACUAAAUUGAUAAUCAAUUUUUUACAACAGAUAAAAAAAUGUUACUUAAAGUUAAAAUUAUGUAAAACGCGUCCAGAAAAUAAGUCAUUAAAAAAAACGUGUGUAGCUGAAGCGAAAAAUUUACUAGAAAGAGAUCAUGGAGAACCAUUCAUUCGUUCCUUGAGACUUUGAACUUGUAUUUGAAAUUCCAGCACCAAAACUUUUAGAUGUAAUUUUUAAUAAUUUUAAGACAUUACUUUUUUUAUUAUUUUUUUUGAUGUUAAUAAAUUUUCAACAAAAAUGUAAUGUAUCAUAUUCAUGCAAUGAAUAAUGAAUUUUGAAAUUCAAUUGAGUAAAAUUUAGUAAUCGAACAAUUCUAUAAAUAUUGACAGGAUUGGAAAACCUUGAUAUUUUAAUUCUAAGAUUGAAAUAAAAUGUAUACAUUA